Nicotiana attenuata is the source of this 588-nucleotide messenger RNA. Its product is annotated as protein FAR1-RELATED SEQUENCE 5-like. NCBI's taxonomy places the organism in Eukaryota, Viridiplantae, Streptophyta, Magnoliopsida, Solanales, Solanaceae. The record is from RefSeq and is a predicted model, not a curated record. The coding region runs from base 1 to 588 and encodes 195 amino acids. The transcript has a single exon.
AUGAAUAAGCAUGUUACCAAGAGAAGGAACUGUCAUGCUAGAAUAAAUAGAAUUUUGGAGGAUAAUGGUUCAUGGCAUGUUUCAAAGUUGGUUAAAAAGCAUAAUCAUCAAUUGGAACCAACACUAUCGCGAUUGAUGGCUGGACACAUGUCGCUUAGUAAGUCUCUUAAGAGAGCUUUUGUAGCCGAAGAUAUUGCAGGCUUAAGACCCUCAAAAAAUAUAAGAGUUGCUAAAGUACUUGCUGGUGGCCCCGAAAAUCUGGGUUGUACACCAAAGGACUGCAGAAAUUAUAUUUUGAAGAGUAGAAAGCUUCAAUUGCAAGAAGGGGACAGACAAUUAUUUCUCAAGUUCUUCAGUGACAUGAAACAAAAAGAUAGAGAAUUUUACUACUCCAUAGAUGUGGAUAGUUUUGGUCGACUUCGUAAUAUCGUAUGGGUUCAUUCACACUCUAAGGUUGCAUAUGAGGAGUUCCAUGAUGUAAUAUGCCUUGAUACCACAUACCUUGUGAAUCGAUACAAUAUGCCAUUUGCUUCAUUUGUUGGUGUCACAUACUUUUGGGAUGCACUCUUAUGUCUAGUGAGGAUAUAA